Messenger RNA from Schistosoma guineensis, 1065 nucleotides. NCBI's taxonomy places the organism in Eukaryota, Metazoa, Platyhelminthes, Trematoda, Strigeidida, Schistosomatidae. The record is from the annotation of a GenBank genome assembly.
AUGUCAAAUAAUAAUGAAUCAAUCUAUCAAAUACGUUAUAAUGCAUUUAUUAAACAAUUAACAAAUUAUAUUAAUUUAACUAAAUGGCCAUUAUUAUGUAAUUGUAUUAAUGAAUUUAUUGGUACAACAAUAUUUAUUAUAUUUGGUUUAGGUGUUAUGAUUCAAACAAAUAUUCAUUCAAUAAAUGAUAAAAAUAUUGGACAAUAUUUAUCUAUAUCAACGGGUUGGGGUAUAGCUAAAAUUAUUGGUUUAUUAAUAUCAACUAAUAGUUGUGGUGGUGGUGGUGAUAGUGAUGGUAACGAUCAUGAUAGUAGUAACCAUGGUAAUCAAUCAGGUUUAUUAAAUCCAUCGAUUACAUUUGCAUAUUGUUUAAUUGGUAAAUUAUCAUUUCGUUAUCUUAUCCCAUAUAGUAUAGUACAAUUAUUAGGAUCAAUAUUUGGUACAUUUAUUAUUAUUUGUAUUUAUUGGGAAAAUAUACAAUUAUAUGCUAAAUUAUAUUCCUAUGGUAAAUUAGAAAUGAAUUAUACUGGUUCAUUAUUAGUCAAUAUACCUAAUGUAUCUCAUCAAUUAUGUUUAUUAGAUUAUAUUAUAUCCAAUACAAUCUAUUCAUGGAUUAUAUUAAUCAUUAAUAAUAAUCAUAAUUUAUCAUAUGAAUUCCAAUUAAUUUAUAUUGGAUUAUUAUUCACUGGUAUUAUUGGAUCAUUAUCAUUAAAUAUUGGUAUUGGAUUAAAUCCAGCUAGUGAUUUAGGUGCAAGAAUAACAAUAUCAUUAUGUGGUUGGGGUAUUCAAGCAUUCAAAGCAAAUAAUUAUUAUUUUUGGUUACCAUUAAUUGGACCAUAUAUAGGAGCAAUAAUUGGUUCAUUAUUUUAUGGAUUUAUUAUUAGUUUACAUACAAUACCAUCAUCUGAUAUUGAUCAAUAUAAAAUACAAAAUAAUCAAUGUACAAUAAUUAAUUCAACUAGUAACUAUUUACAAAGUAGUUUCAUUGAAGAAAUGAAUGAAGAUUUAUUUAAUAUAACAGAAAUUGAUGAUUGUUUUAUAGAUAGUGAAGAGACCAUAGAUUAA